CGAGGGGGCGGUUCCCGUUCCUCCUCGGAGCCGGAUGUUUGCCGAGCUUUGACAGGCGUGGCAGAGGGAGCAUUGCCUGAGCGCGGGUUCUCUUCCAGUUCUUCUGCAGGGAACAGACUUAGCCAUGGACCCUCUCGCGGAACUGCAAGAUGAUCUGACCUUGGAUGAUACCAGCCAAGCUCUGAACCAGUUGAAGCUAGCCUCCAUUGAUGAGAAGAACUGGCCUUCUGAUGAAAUGCCAGACUUUCCCAAGUCAGACGACUCGAAAAGCAGCUCUCCAGAACCUGUCACACACCUGAAGUGGGAUGACCCUUACUAUGACAUUGCUCGGCACCAGAUUGUGGAAGUAGCAGGUGAUGAUAAAUAUGGGCGGAAGAUCAUUGUCUUUAGCGCUUGUCGAAUGCCCCCUAGCCAUCAGCUGGACCACAGCAAGCUCUUGGGGUACUUGAAACAUACACUGGACCAGUAUGUGGAGAGUGACUACACACUGCUGUACCUGCACCAUGGCCUGACCAGUGACAACAAGCCCUCCCUCAGCUGGCUACGGGAUGCCUACCGGGAGUUUGACCGCAAGUACAAGAAAAACAUCAAGGCCCUGUACAUCGUGCACCCAACCAUGUUCAUCAAAACCCUUCUUAUCCUUUUCAAGCCUCUCAUCAGUUUCAAGUUUGGACGGAAGAUCUUCUAUGUGAAUUACCUGAGUGAGCUGAGUGAGCAUGUGAAGCUGGAGCAGUUGGGGAUCCCUCGCCAAGUGCUCAAGUAUGAUGACUUCCUCAAAUCCACACAAAAGAGCCCUGCAACAGCUCCCAAGCCCAUGCCACCACGACCUCCACUGCCAAAUCAGCAGUUUGGGGUCUCAUUGCAGCACCUCCAGGAGAAAAACCCAGACCAAGUGCCCAUUCCUAUCGUGCUCAGGGAGACAGUUGCCUACUUGCAGGCUCAUGCUCUCACCACUGAGGGCAUCUUCCGGAGAUCAGCCAACACCCAGGUUGUACGGGAAGUGCAGCAGAAAUACAACAUGGGGCUGCCGGUGGACUUCGCCCAGUACAACGAGCUGCACCUGCCAGCAGUCAUCCUCAAGACCUUCCUUCGGGAACUUCCUGAGCCCUUGCUGACCUUUGACCUCUACCCCCAUGUUGUGGGCUUCCUCAAUAUUGAUGCAAGCCAGAGAGUGGAGGUGACACAGCAGGUUCUCCAAACUCUGCCAGAGGAGAACUACCAGGUGCUUCGUUUCCUGACUGCCUUCCUAGUGCAGAUAUCUGCUCACUGUGACCAGAACAAGAUGACCAACACUAACCUGGCUGUAGUCUUUGGCCCUAACCUGCUGUGGGCCAAGGAUGCUGCCAUCACUCUCAAGGCCAUUAAUCCUAUCAACACCUUCACUAAGUUCCUCCUGGAUCAUCAAGAGGAGUUGUUUCCCAGCACAGAUGCCCAGGGUGUCUGAGCUCAGUCCCCACCCAACCCCCCAGCCCCUUCUCUGGCAGCCCCAGUAGGACUUGUUCUCCUGGUAUUAACCUUAUUGGUGUCCAGGGCUCCUGUCUAGGAAGGGGUCCUGAAGCCCCAGGAGAUGGAAGUUGGAGCCCACCAACUGGGCAGCCCCUCCUCUCCCUCUGUCCAGCCCCUUUCCAGCUCUGGAGGCCUCUGUUAUUGUGACAUUUUCUUUGCCUUAUACCUCUCACUGCCUCUUUGGUUGCUGGGCUUUCCAAAACUGGGCUUGGCUCUUCUGGGAUUGAGCCCCAGUAACCCUUUUCCUUUUUCCUGCCUGUUUCCCUGGCAACUGUAGAAGACUAAAUCACUGCCAGCUGUGCUGGUAUCAGGGGCUGGUCCUCUCUUUCCUGAUUGCUAGGAAAUGGGACAGCUGAGCUCCUUGGCUUGCGUUGGCUAUGCUGGGUCAGUUGCUGUGCUUUUUUAGGAGUGGGUGUUGGCCUGGGUGCAGGUUUUCUAUGCCUGCCCUUCCUAAUAGGGAUUACAAGACCAGAGUUGGCUUGUCACUUCUGCCUCCCCAAGUGGUACUGUUCCCACUGUGUCCUAUUUCCCCAUUGCUGCCACACUUGGCAUCUUGGCUAACAAGACUCAGAAUCUGAACAUCUGCUGAAAUGGUCCUUUUCCCUCCCAGGGAGAGCCCUAGUGUCAGGUAUGGCAACAGCAGCCUUGGUCCUCCAUGCCUUCUCUUUGUUCUUAUGUGCACAGAUCCUCAGCCAAUGGCUGUGGUGCAUCGUUCUGGUGAGGAGUCACUCUGUCCCUGUUGUGACCAUAGGUGCCAGUGCUUCAGGAUCCAUUUGUGGCUCUCGCCUCCUGCCUGGGUACUCUUGGAGGGCAGGAGCUCAGAAGCCCCUAAGAGGGGCAUAGGUUUUACUAAUAAAUCACCGUCAGAAAAGUUCUAGCAACUCCCUUGAGAGAGUAUGCUGGCUACAGGGCCCUGUCGUCUUUCAGAAAGCCUGAGGCCCAGUGAUGAUUGAUAGCUUUCAUUCUAUUCCUAAUGAAAACUUGUGACCCUCUUCCAGAAGUCUGCCUCCUAGUGGUAGGGAAGUACCCUGCAGUGACCCUGCCCCACAGGUGUGGCCAGGCAUGACAGCUCCAGAGAUGGUACUGGUUACUGUGGGAUCUACACUGACCACCUUGCACAGGAGGCAGGCCUCCUCACUGGCUUUUUCCUGCACCAGUGUGUCAGGUCUCAUGCCUGGCCCAGGCUGGCCCGUUCUGCUUUCACCCACCUUUUUGUAUGAGGUGUUGCUACACUCCAUUUACUGAGGAGCUUUUUGGACCUCACUAGUCCUUCUCCUGCCCCUGCCCUGCCCUUUCAAUCUGUAGCUGGGGGCGCUCUUUACUGUGAAACCAGUGUUCACAAUUACCAUGAUUUCCUUGGCACCAAUCAUGUAUUUCACCAUUUGCACUUUUUGUAUUUCAAUAAGUAAAUAAAAAUGGAAAUAGAAACA
Messenger RNA from Phodopus roborovskii (desert hamster), 2936 nucleotides. RefSeq names its product Rho GTPase activating protein 1 (gene Arhgap1). Gene Ontology annotation, biological process: negative regulation of endocytic recycling; small GTPase-mediated signal transduction. Gene Ontology annotation, cellular component: cytoplasm. The record is from RefSeq and is a predicted model, not a curated record. NCBI's taxonomy places the organism in Eukaryota, Metazoa, Chordata, Mammalia, Rodentia, Cricetidae. The coding region runs from base 125 to 1444 and encodes 439 amino acids. Gene Ontology annotation, molecular function: GTPase activator activity. The transcript is spliced from 13 exons.